AUGGCAAAGGCACUUCCUUCCCGCGGGGGCUUCGCGGGGGUCCCAGCUGCUCAGACCUGCCACGGCAGUGCCCGGCCGGGCCAAGCGCUCAAGAAGUCAUUUGAGGUGGAGGAUGGGGACGAGGCGCCCGGCUCCCCACCAGUGUCCCUGCUGCCCUUGGGCACCGGCGACGGGCACCGGCCACUGCAGCCCAGCCACCCACCCUGCUCGGGCACCGCCACCAGCCCCAGCCCGGCUCCCAGCCCCGUGCUGCGCAGCCGGCUCGGCACCAGCCUCUCUGCCGGCCGAGCCAACGGCACUGCUGGCGCUGGCAUCGCCCGCGUUGCCUCCUUCCAGACCCACCAGGGCUUCGCUGCGGGGCCCGGCAGCGACGGCGAGAGCCUCCGCAGCUCAUCCUCCAGCCUGGAGAGCCCUGCGCCCACCGGGCCCCCCCAGCCACCGGGCACCCCCCCGGCCACCAGCCCCGGCCUGAAGAAGAUCCCGUCCCACAGCAGCGUCUUCCCGGCGGAGGUGGAGCAUCCCCUCCAUGGGGCCGCCGCCAGCCACGGCUCACUGCCGGCGCUGGACCUGCACAUUGCCGAGGAGCCGGGGAUGGGGACCCCCCCGCCGGACCCCUCGCCAUGGGGCACCCGGAGCCCUGCAACCCAGCCUCGAGCUCGCCAGCCUUCCUCCUCCUCCUCCUCCCCAGCCCCAUACGAUGGCACCGAGGCAGCCCUGGGGCUGCCCACGCUCCCCGAGGGGCCGGAGGGGCGGCUGCCGGGGGGGUGGGACGCUGCCCCCCGCGCACUGCCCCGGCCGCAGCUGAGGGUCAGCCUCGGUGCCAGCCCUGGCCUGGCCCACCGGCCCCCACCGCUGCCCCGGGGCCAGGGGGAGGCAGCCCCGGCCCCCGCCGCCCCUUCCCCGGGGAGGGCUGAGGGGCUGCCGCCGCCAGCCCCCCAAGCUGCUCCCUUCAAGCUGGUGUCCCAGCCGCAGACGGUGCAAGUGAGCUCCCAGCCUGCCUUCCUCGGGGGGCUGGUGCUGGUGCCGGCCCUGGGGACCCUGGCACCGACCGGUGGAGUCGGGGCAAACAACCCCAGCGCCGGUCUGGUGGGGCCGUGGGGACCCUGCACGGUGGCAGCGGUUCCUGGCGAGGCUGCAGACGGCGGCUGGGCUGCGGUGACGCCGGAGCACGGUAGGACUCGCUCCUGUCCCUUCUCCUCUCUUCCCACCGGGACCCCCUUGCUGGGUGCGGUGUUGCCAAACCUCCCCGGUGAGCCCCGGCUGCCUUCAGCCGCCCCGGCGCUGCCGAUGCCGGGGAGAGCAUUGAUGCAGGGUGAUGGUGAUGCUGGGGACAGAACGAGCUGCGCCGGCUCGCUACUCCCCACCGGUGCCGGCGGCCACGGGGCGCGUUUUAUGCCGCCCGGCACGGCGCGGUGCGUGGCGUGUAGCGGAGGGGGGGCUGUACAGCGCGAAGCCGAGCGCGGCGCUGGCAGCACUCCCGGCCCGCCCGGCCCCGGGGUGCCUGGCGAGCUUCCCAUGCCGCCCCGGCACUAA
Molecule: messenger RNA, 1533 nt
Organism: Haliaeetus leucocephalus (bald eagle)
Lineage: Eukaryota; Metazoa; Chordata; Aves; Accipitriformes; Accipitridae
Product: basic proline-rich protein-like
Exons: 2
Coding region: 1-1533 (510 amino acids)
Source: RefSeq, a predicted model, not a curated record